Molecule: messenger RNA, 2546 nt
Organism: Andrographis paniculata
Lineage: Eukaryota; Viridiplantae; Streptophyta; Magnoliopsida; Lamiales; Acanthaceae
Product: serine/threonine-protein kinase STY13
Exons: 5
Coding region: 1029-2291 (420 amino acids)
Biological process (GO): protein phosphorylation
Molecular function (GO): protein kinase activity; ATP binding
Source: RefSeq, a predicted model, not a curated record
UGAGCGAGCAGGGCAGAACAGAACCAAGAACGUCCAAAUCGGUGAUGCGAUGCGGUGCAGGCAUGUAGCAUAGCAGACCCAACAUCGCCCUCCACCCAGCCACUUGCUAGCUUCUCAUUUGCCGAUGCCCACAUCCAAACCGUACACUUUCAUUGUCUUUGUUUCCACUUUUGAACCCCCUCCUCUCUCUCUCUCUCUCUCUUCCCGUCUCCUCAAAAACCCUGCCUCCUGCGCAUACACAAACACAUACACUCCCACAAUAGAUUCUUUUCUUUUUAAACAUGGCCAGAGUCAUAAAUAAUAAUGCUUCAUCGUUUUGCAUAAAGCCGCUACAGUCUUGACUGUUAUUCAUAUUGGGAUUCCUAGAGAAUUCAUAGUUUCUCUUAUACUACUUGUUCGGUUUCCGUAUGUGCCUGCAUGAUUGUCCAUUUGUGUGUAUAUAGAACAGUGUCUGCCUUGCCCACCCACCCACCAGCCGCUGUUGGGCUCAAGUCUUUCGGCCUUUGCUUUCGUCUAGGGUUUCUUUUUUUCUUUUGGAAUUGUUUAUUUUCGGUAUUUGGUUUCAUCUAGCGUAUUCACCUCAAACUUUGCUUCGAUUUCAAGCAGUGUUUUGCGUUCGACAGACUUUUCGAGUUGAAUUUUCAUCCCGAGAAACCGAAAGACUUUUCUUUUGUUUAUUCUCUUGGUCGUCUCCUGGAGGGUUGUUUUGAGUGAUCGGUUGUUCAAUUCAUUGGUCCUGGUUCUGGUGGAUAUCUUGGCUUCAUUUAUUACUAUUAUUAUCAUUCUUUUUCUUCCGUAUUGCUGUUCGAGUAAUUUUGAAAAUACUCUUCAAGUGUGCAUGGUGAAUCUGAUAUGGCCCUUGAAAUCCGUUAUGUAGCUAACUUGUCAGUAGCAACUUGAACAUAGUGCCCAGGAUUCUUUAAUUGCGAAUUUAUCGGUGAUGCUUUCUAUUGAAGUCAUUUGAUUAUGAGGUUUUACUGGGGCACUCGGGCAUGAUUUAAGGGUGCUAGUGGUAGCGAGCUGAAACCAUGAGUUCUGGUGGUAAGAAUCGGGGAAAGAGGGAGGGGGAAUUCGAGAAGUCCGAUCGGCGAUCAGGAGAAGGGGUUUCGUCGCAGGGGUCAAUAACAGCCCCGGUGGAUUUAUGCAUUGACGAGAGGGUGCUAGUUGACCCCAAAUCCCUAUUUAUCGGGUCAAAGAUUGGUGAAGGAGCUCAUGGCAAAGUUUAUCAAGGAAGAUAUGGUGACCGCAUUGUUGCUAUUAAAGUUCUCAACUGUGGAAACACACCAGAGGAGAGAUCUGUGCUUGAGAGUCGUUUUGUUCGGGAGGUGACAAUGAUGUCUAAAGUAAAGCAUGAGAACCUGGUUAAGGUAGAUUCAUUCAUGUCGUUGCCAUUUUUGAAUCAGCUAUAUAUGGGAGUCUUUGUUUGUUUAAAUGCUACUUUUCAAUUGUAUUGGGAUUCCGAUCUUUAUAAUCUUCUCUGUUACAAAACUUCAUUGCAGUUUAUUGGAGCUUGUAAAGAUCCUUUAAUGGUGAUUGUUUCUGAGUUGUUACCUGGGAUGUCACUGCGGAAGUAUUUAGGCAGUAUUCGUCCCAAGCAAUUGGAUCUGCCUGUGGCACUAAAUUUCGCUCUGGAUAUUGCCCGAGCAAUGGACUGUUUGCAUGCAAAUGGAAUCAUACAUAGAGACUUAAAACCUGACAACUUGCUACUGACAGAGAAUCAGAAGUCAUUGAAGCUUGCAGAUUUCGGUCUUGCAAGGGAAGAAUCUGUCACUGAAAUGAUGACUGCUGAAACUGGAACAUACCGCUGGAUGGCUCCUGAGUUGUACAGUACUGUGACACUUCGGCAAGGGGAGAAGAAGCACUACAACAACAAAGUUGAUGUUUACAGUUUUGGCAUUGUCCUCUGGGAAUUACUUACAAACCGCAUGCCAUUUGAGGGAAUGUCAAAUUUGCAGGCUGCUUAUGCUGCUGCUUUUAAGCAAGAGAGACCUAGCAUUCCUGAAGACACUCCACCGGAGCUGGCUUAUAUUAUUCAGUCCUGCUGGGUUGAAGAUUCCAACAUGCGCCCCAGUUUCGGUCUCAUCAUUCGGAUGCUCAACGAGUUUCUUUUCACGUUGGAGCCGCCGCCACUGUCAUCAUCAUCUUCUUCAUCAUUGCCCGAAACCAACUUUUCUUCUGGAUCAGAGUCAGCAGCCAGCAAUGGCACCAUUAUAGAGUUCUCAUCCCGCGCAAAAGGGAGGUUUGCUUUCAUUCGCCAGCUUUUUGCGACCAAGAAGGCUAUCAACUCAUAGCACAGCUGUGAUGGGGGCAUGCAUGAUCUUGGUAAAUUUUUGUUUGCUGGGACAAGUUAUACACUGGAGAUGAAUGCAGAUGAAUGAUAAACUUUGCUGUUGAAUUUGCUAGUAGACGACAUAGAAUCUCUGUAAAUUCUUAAGGGCAGUAGUGUUUACCUUUUGGUUUUUUUUGUUUUUUUUCUGGGCCGGCUUGUGGUCAGUGGGUGGGUGAUGGUGUAUCAUUCAUAUUUCAAAUCCAGAAAAAUUUUUUGC